Messenger RNA from Salpingoeca rosetta, 2028 nucleotides. RefSeq lists its product as uncharacterized. Lineage: Eukaryota; Choanoflagellata; Craspedida; Salpingoecidae. The transcript has 10 exons. Gene Ontology annotation, molecular function: ATP hydrolysis activity; ATP binding. Bases 1 to 2028 code for a protein of 675 amino acids. The record is from RefSeq and is a predicted model, not a curated record.
AUGGGUCGCAAGGGAAAGAAAGGACGUCGCAAUGACGACGACGACGACUGGGCCGAGCUGGAGGCAAAGGCUGGCGUCGUGGACCCGCUGAGCCAAAGCAACGACGGCAACAACAACAAUGGUAGCGCCGAUGCCAAGGGCGGUAAGAAGGGUGGUAAGAAGGGCGGAAAGAAGGGCCGCCGCGGGCAGCGCGGCAACGACAGCGACGAUGAGGACGAGGCCUCUGCUCGCGCAGGGCUGAACAACCUGGCCCUCGACGACGACGAGGCCACAAACAGCGUGCCCCAGCCCGCUUCAAAGAGCCAGAAGAAGAACAAGAAGAAGGGCAAGAAGGGCAAGAAGCAGGACCUGUGGGGCGACGAUGACGAGGACGUUGACGUUCUCAACAACGUGGAGCAGGAGGACGAGCAGCCUGCCGUGCCACAGCCCGCCUCAAAGAAGAACAAGAAGAAGAACAAGAAGAAGGGCAAGAAGCAGGACCUGUGGGACGACGACGAGGAGGAGGAUGGCGUGGACCCGCUUGCUGCCGCCGCUGCGGAAGAGGAGGUCGAGGAAGCCAUCCCACAGCCCGCGUCAAAGAAGAACAAGAAGAAGAAGGGCAAAAAGGGAAAGAAGCAGGACCUGUUCCCCGAUGAGGACGAAGACAAGGAGGAGCAAGCGGAGGAAGAAGCAGCAAACGACAUCGGCGAUGAUGAGGAGGUGGACGAGGAGGUGGAGGACGUGCCAAAGCCUGCAACGAAGAGCCAGAAGAAGACCAAGAAGAAGAAGGGCAAGAAGGGCAAGCAGCCAUCCAUCAGCGAGGACGAGGAGGAAGCAGACGCGGAUGAGGAGGAGAAUGAAGGUGGCGAUGAGAAUGGCGAUGAGGAGGAGGAUUACUUCUACAACAGUGACGAGGAGCAACAGCAGGAGGAAGAGGAGGACCAGCAGCCAAAAGAGAAAAAGUCUCGCAAGCAGCGAAAGAAAGAGGCCGCGAAGGCCAAGUUCGAUGCGAUGCUGGCAGCCCGCGAAGCCGACGGCAACUUCUCCGUCACGCAGCGCGCGUCCACAGACGAGAUUCCCGAGGGAACACUUGAUAUCAUCAUCGAUGCCUUCUCCAUCUCCGCACGUGGCAAAGACCUGUUUGUCAACGCGUCCCUCAAGAUCACACACGGCCGCCGCUACGGUCUCAUUGGACCCAACGGUCACGGCAAGACGACGCUGCUGAAGCAUCUUGCCGAGCGCAAACUCCGCUUCCCGCCAAACAUCGACGCCCUCCUCUGCGAGCAGGAGGUGAAAGCAAACGACCUGUCUGCUGUUGAGGCCGUGCUGUCUGCGGAUACGCGUCGCACAGAACUCCUCGCCAAGGAGAAGGAGCUCACGAAACUGCUGGAGAGAGGCAAGGGCGACGACAAGACCACAAAGGAACUCGAAGAGGUGUACACGGAGAUGCAGGCCGCUGGUGUUGCUGCUGCCGAGGCAAAGGCCCGCAAGAUCCUGGCGGGUCUUGGGUUCAGCAUGGAGAUGCAGGCGCGGCAAACAAAGAACUUUUCCGGUGGCUGGAGGAUGCGUGUGUCGCUGGCCCGCGCUCUGUUCAUUGAACCGACGCUGCUGAUGCUUGACGAGCCCACCAACCAUCUCGAUUUGAAUGCUGUCAUCUGGCUUGACAACUACCUGUCCAAGUGGAAGAACACGCUGCUGAUUGUGUCCCACGACCAGGACUUCCUUGACAACGUGUGCACAGACAUCAUCCACCUCGACAUGAAGAAGCUCUUCUACUACCGCGGCAACUACAGCGUGGUGAUUGUGAGUCACGAUGCACGCCUGAUCCUGGAGACGGACUGUGAGCUGUACGAGUGCGCAAACCGCACGUGCAAACGCAUCGAGGGCGACUUCAAUGACUACCGCGAGAUGGUGCUGGCGCGGCUGGAGGACGACACGAUUGUGGAGGUUGAGGGCCGGCGUGUGGAGACGGCAGCAACGAAGGCAGCGCAGAAGAAGGUGGACGAGGCCAACAAGAAGAAGAAGAAGAAGAAGAACAUCGGGUUUUAA